AUGAGCACUUCGACUGCCUCCUCGCCCGCUCCCUCCACCACCUCCUCGGUUGGCCCCCUCUCCUUCCGCGCUAGCGUCGAGGACGUCGCACUCGUCUGGGACUCGCUCGCCCAACUGCACGCCCACGACGUCACCUUUGACAUUGUCACGAGCACGCUCCACAUUGACGGUCUCGCUGAGGAGGACCUCGACCCCGUCAUCGACAGCAUUCACGCGCUGAUCGGACACGCCGAGCCUGUCUGCGAGCCUGCCAGCCCGUGA
This is a messenger RNA of Trichosporon asahii var. asahii CBS 2479, 261 nucleotides long. RefSeq lists its product as uncharacterized. The coding region runs from base 1 to 261 and encodes 86 amino acids. The transcript has a single exon. The record is from RefSeq and is a predicted model, not a curated record. NCBI's taxonomy places the organism in Eukaryota, Fungi, Basidiomycota, Tremellomycetes, Trichosporonales, Trichosporonaceae.